GGAUAGUCCCUUGGAGCUUGAGGACAAGAUUUUUUGCUGUCUGUUGCAACUUCAUAGGCGCCAAGCUGCAACUAAGAAAAUGCUAAGCAAAUAAUUUUCUAAGCUGAGAUUCACAAGAAAACGAACAGGGAAUUACCGGGAAUGCUCAGGAGUCGACUGUUUGGUGGCGGGGUGACCGUUGCGUACAACACCCUCAUUCGAGCUCAUGCUGCUACCUCUCCUUUCUUGGCUCUUUCCCUUUUCCGCAACAUGCGCCGCCGUCCUGGAGUGUCGGUGGAUCACUUUACUUUCCCCUUCGUUCUCAAGGCCUGCGCUCGUCUCCGGCUGGGGAUGCAUCUUCAUUCGGUGAUUCUGAAGAUGGGUUUCGAUUCGGAUGUCUAUGUGCAGAACGCGUUGAUCGGGGUUUAUGGUGGAUGCGGCAGGGUGGCGGAUGCUUUGAAGGUGUUUGAGGAAAUGUCUGAGAAGGACGUGGUCUCUUGGUCUUCGAUGAUCGCUUGCUUUGUCGAUAACGGUUCUGUGCAAGAGGCCCUGGCUCUGUUUCAACAGAUGCAGAUUGAUGGCAGCGUGAAGCCUGAUGAGGUUACGCUGCUUAGCUUGGCUUCUGCCAUUUCAAGCAUCGGAGCAGUGGAGUUGGGGAGGUGGGUUGAUGCUUAUAUAUCCAGAAAUGGGUUGGAGCUCACUGUUGCAUUAGGUACUGCAUUGGUUGACAUGUUCUCACGUUGUGGUUCUAUAAAUGAUUCGAUGAGAGUCUUUGAACGGAUGCCUGAGAGAAACAUAAGGACUUGGACUGCAUUGAUUAAUGGGCUAGCGGUGCAUGGUCGCAGCAAGGAAGCGUUGAGAUUGUUCCGUGAGAUGAAGGAGGGAGCUGGUUUGCGGCCUGAUCACAUCACGUUUAGUGCUGCUUUAGUCGCUUGCAGUCAUGGUGGCCUUGUUAACAACGGUUGGCAGAUUUUUCGUUCCAUUAAGGAAGAAUAUGGUAUGGAACCAACUCUAGAGAAUUACGGUUGCAUGGUUGAUCUCCUUGGCCGUGCUGGCUUAGUUGAUGAUGCUUUUAAUUUUGUACAAGAUAUGCCCUGUCAAGCAAAUGCUGUCAUCUGGAGGACCUUGCUGGGAGCUUGUGUGAAGCAUGGUGACAAUCUUGCAUUGGCAGACCAAGUGAAGCAGAAACUGUCUCAGCUAGAUCCUCAUCACGAUGGGGAUUAUGUGCUUCUAUCAAACGCUUAUGGUGGGACUGGUUCAUAUACCAAGAAGGCAGAGUUGAGAGCUGCAAUGCAAGACAAGAGAAUUGCCAAAACCCCUGGCCGUAGUUUGCUUGUCGUGGGUCAUGAGAUUCAUGAGUUUCUAUCAGGAGGCGAUGAUGCUCGUCUUCUGGUAUAUACACAGAAAGUCAGAGACUUCUUACAGCAGAUGAUCGAUAAUCUCAGAGUUGAAGGUUAUGAGCCGCACAAGUCAAGUGUGUUCCAUGACAUUGAGGACGAGGAGAAGGAGCAGAGUGUUGGGUUCCACAGUGAAAAGCUGGCAGUUUCAUUUGCCCUUCUGAACUUCACAGAUAGGAGAAGAACAAUCAGGAUUAUGAAAAAUCUAAGGACAUGUCAUGAUUGCCAUUCCUUCAUGAAGCAUGCUUCGAGAAAAUUCGAGAGAGAAAUCAUUAUCCGGGAUCGGAACCGUUUCCAUCAUUUCAAAGGCGGAUCUUGUUCGUGUCAGGAUUAUUGGUGAGGGAUCGAUCAUGCUACUUCACCCAAUCGCCCUUCUGCCCUUGUGAUGGAUAGAACACGUUCCUCAGUUUCCUGUGAAGCCCUGAAGGUGAUCUGCUUAUUACCAGGAGACAAGGUGGUACAGACUUAUUAACAGACAUGAAGGGCUUCGCUGAACAAUGAAUGUUGGGUCCAAUCAGCUUUUAAGAAAGGACUACAUAGCAUAUGCUCUAUGCAUUGCAAAAACUUGGCUAGGAAAUAACUCGUUGCAUUUUGAACAUGAAGGAAGUGCCUUCAGGACCAUAUUUCGGUUGGGAAUCUGAGACUUGUUGCGCCAAUGUUAGUCAUACUAGAAUCAAUACCCACGGCUACGCCGUGGUAACUAAAUUUGCAGCAACAUGUUCAUAUGAUGGCCAGUUUCUUUGAUGGCAAACUAUAAAAUUAUUUGAAGAGUUCCCUAACUAAAUUUGACAAUAUAACCGUUGAUGCAUGAAGUGAAAGAUAUUAACACUCAAAUCAAUAAGCACACAACAGAAUAUGUAGCAUACCUAAUACAUAUUCAACAUUGAAGAGUACCCCAAGGAAACCAAUGACUUUGGAUCAGAAACAGAAGCUUACAUGGAACAUGGGAAAAGAAGCAAAAGUGUAUAAAGAAAAAUAUACCAGUAAUCUCAAAGGAAUUAAAAUGCAUGGUAAAGGAAACCGUACCGGACAUCAUACCGGAUUCCUAUCUGGUAUGGUAUUUUGUGGUACGAUCGUGGUUCAACCGUUUUGUACCGGUAAAUACCGUUUUUCACUAUUGGUAGAGAAAUGAAAUGCGAUAGUAUAAAAAAUAUAAUCCAUCAAAAAAAGAACCAAAUAGAGCAUUAUACAACCACGGUGACCCAUUUUCAACAUAGAAAAAUAGCAAAAUAAUAUUCUUUUUAAUUAUUUUCCACAUAUUGGACGAGAAUACGGAGAAAUGAAGCUGAAUCGUAGACCAGGAAACCGGAUCAUACCGGCCGGUUCAACCGGUCAAACCGAAAAAACUGGCCGACACUGUAAAAUCAGCACAAUCAGCCCACCGUACCGCUUUUGGUCCAAUUUCCGGUUGAACAGGCCGGUACGAUCCGGUUUCCUGGUCUAUGUUAAAAUGCCAAAAGAACACAAAACUGAGAAGUUAAAAGAAUUAAAAUGUUAAAAGAACACAACUUUCCAUAAGCAAAAUCACGUUGGAGAAGUGUCCACGACAGACCAACUCUCUUCCACUGAAAGAUACUAAUUACUACACACCGUUCCCUGUUGCAGCUCCUAGUCUGCUUCUUUGACUCACAUCCAUCCACCAGCGACCUACAAAACCUAGAAGCAUAGAAGCAAUUAAAAGGAAAUGAAAUUGAGGGCUUCCAGUGAAUCUGAAGAGCCGAGACGUGGAUACAACUGAAAAUAGCAAAGCGUACACUGUAACCUAGAAUGCUUCCAGCUCAAGCCUUGCAGAUUAAUGAAGAGAAAAACACAACGUUUAAGUAUGAGAAACCUUAACUACACAGAAACUCACCUUUCAAUUAAGUGAAGAAAAGUUAAGAAGCAAGGAUCAAACACCCUCACACAAAUUUAUCCUUGAACUGUAAAAAUGAACACUUCAGGUUGAACAUACCGUGGUAAUGAAACUUCGGAGGCAACAACAAACACCCUCACAAAAUCCAAACUAUGUCAGCCGAGACUCGCCUUAGUAGCUUGUAAAUCUCAUGGUCGUCAAGGGCUGUCAGGAUUCAAGUGUUCUUUUCCACCAAAAUCCACAUAUGAUGUGCAUGUGUGCCCAACGACUUGUGCUCUAAUUACUACACACCGUUCCCUGUUGAAGCUCCUAGUCUGCUUCUUUGACUCACAUCCAUCCACCAACGACCUACAAAACCUAGAAGCAUAGAAGCAAUUAAAAGGAAAUGAAAUUG
Molecule: messenger RNA, 3622 nt
Organism: Linum trigynum
Lineage: Eukaryota; Viridiplantae; Streptophyta; Magnoliopsida; Malpighiales; Linaceae
Source: the annotation of a GenBank genome assembly